AUGGAGGCAUUGCUUAAAUUUACGAAGGAUACUUCCAAUACUACCAUAACUUGGUUUCUCUCGGCCGCUCGCAGAUUUAUUUUGAAAAAGAUUGUAAACAUUGCUGACAAGGCGCCACUCCAGCGGUACAGCUCCGGCCUGAUUUUCGCACCACAAAAGGCGUUGAAUUGGGGGCAUUUUGUGAGAGAGCUGCCUGAUUGGUUAUCAAAAGGCCCAAAAGUGGAAGAGAAAUGGAGUCCAGAAUUGCAAACCUUGGAGGCCCACUCUCAUUGGGUUUGGUCUGUCACCUUCUCACAGGAUGGCCAGCUACUAGCAUCUGGCUCUGAAGAUAAAACUAUCAAGGUCUGGGAUCCUACCACUGGCGCCCUCAAGCAUACUCUAGACGGUCAUUCUGACUCAGUUUGGUCAGUCGCCUUCUCACAAAAGGGCCAGCUUCUAGCAUCUGGCUCUGAUGACAAAACUAUCAAACUCUGGGAUGCUAUCACUAGCGCCCUUAAGCAUACUCUAGAGGGCCAUUCUGACUCAGUUUGGUCAGUCGCCUUCUCACAAAAGGGCAAGCUUCUAGCAUCUGGCUCAUGUGACAAAACUAUCAAGCUCUGGGAUUAUACCACUGGCGCCCUCAAGCAUACUCUGGACGGACAUUCUGAUUCAGUUCUGUCAGUCGCCUUCUCGCAAGAUGGCCAGCUUCUAGCGUCUGGCUCUGAUGACAAAACUAUCAAGCUCUGGGAUCCUACCACUGGCGCUCUCAAGCAUACUCUAGAGGGCCAUUCUGAUUCAAUUCUGUCAGUCGCCUUCUCACAAGAUGGCCAACUUCUAGCAUCCGGUUCUGAUGACGAAACCACAAUCUCUGGGAUCCCACCACUGGCGCCUUCACUCUGA
Molecule: messenger RNA, 879 nt
Organism: Aspergillus pseudoviridinutans
Lineage: Eukaryota; Fungi; Ascomycota; Eurotiomycetes; Eurotiales; Aspergillaceae
Product: WD40 repeat domain-containing protein
Exons: 2
Coding region: 1-879 (292 amino acids)
Biological process (GO): negative regulation of transcription by RNA polymerase II
Cellular component (GO): nucleus; transcription repressor complex
Molecular function (GO): protein binding
Source: RefSeq, a predicted model, not a curated record